GCUUUUGCCAUUAAGCACUUGUCGCUGGUCCUAAGUAACCGUUUGUUCUCUCCCUCUCAACUUUCACACACACACGCAAUUCCACAACACCAUUUUCACACCAUGACCGUGUGAAGAAGUUUUGGACCAAAUUUGAAGGAAGAAGUAAUCAAUGGAAGCCAAGUUGGCAUCAAGCUUUCUAGGCCAAAGAUGGUGGUGCUAUGGAGGAGGAGGGCUCGACUACUGUAAGCAGGGGAAUGUGCGGUUCUGCCCUUCAGUUUCUCAUCGUUUCGUCCCAGCUUCUUGCAAAAUGCGCCAGCGGAAUCACAGUAGGCCUUGAAAUAUGUACAGUUCCCAAAAUAAAAGACAGCAAGCGAAGAAGUUAUAUCCUGAUCGUCCCACAGGUGUGAAUUUCCCUGCAACCAGUGACGAAGAUUCUGAUAUGGAAAACUUCUCCAAUGAUGGCAUCACAAGCUUAAAAGAGACAGCAGAUGACCUUGAUGCUGCUGAAAAAGCUGAGCAAACUGAUAAUCCCACUAGUGAUGAUUUGCUGGCAACCAGUGGUGAAGAUUCUGACACAGAGAAGUUCUCCAAAAAUGGCAUCACAAUCUUGAAAGAUACAGCAGAUGACCUUGAUGCUGAGCAAACUGAAAUACUUCCCAACAACAACAUCACAGGUUUGAAAGGUGAUGCCAAUGGUAUGGAUUUUGCAUCAGAAGCUGAGCUGUCAAAUGAGAAUAUGAGCUUGACUCUGCUCAAUGAGAUUAGACCUGUGUCAAUUGCUGCUAAUGGUGAGGAUGAGCUUUCAAAUGUUCAUCUUUCAGGUUUAAUUGGGAUGAUUAGAAAUGCUGAAAAAAAUAUCCAUCUACUCAACCAUGCUCGGAUUACCGCUCUUGAAGAUCUUGAAAAAAUUCGUAGUGAGAAAGAGGCUUUACAGGGGAAGAUGAAUGUUUUGGAGAUGAAACUUGCAGAAACUGAUGAGAAGCUCAGAGUUGCUGCACAACAAAAGAUGCAUGUGGAACUCCUUGAAGAUCAGUUGGAACAAUUACGAAAUGAGUUGCUUGCUAGGGGUGAUAAUGAAGGCAGUAUGCAUGACAAGCAUGUCUCCCUGCCUUUUUCUCUCAGUGAGGAGCUUGAUGUACUGAGAACUGAGAACUUGUCCCUAAAGAAUGAUCUUCAAGCACUAAAAGCAGAUCUUGGAGAUAUUAAGGGAACAGAUGAACGUGUUCAGAUGUUAGAGAGAGAAAAAUCGUUUUUGGAGUCUUCAUUGAAAGGGUUGGAUAAUAAACUUGCUGCAUCUCAGGAAGACGUUUCAAAAUUAUCUAUGUUGAAGUUUGAAUGCAAAAAUUUGUAUGAAAAGGUAGAGCACUUGCAAACAUUACUUGAUAAGGCAGCCAAACAGGCAGACCAAGCUAUUUUUGUCCUGCAAGAAAACCAAGAACUACGAAAGAAGGUUGACAAGCUUGAAGAAUCUGUUGAAGAGGCUAAUGUCUACAAGCUAUCAUCAGAGAGAUUACAACAUUAUAAUGAUCUAAUGCAGCAAAAACUAAGAAUUCUUGAUGAACGGCUUCAAAAGUCUGAUGAAGAGAUUCAUGGUUAUGUUCAGUUGUAUCAAGAUUCUGUAAAAGAAUUUCAGGAUACACUCAGUAAUCUAAAAGAAGAAAGCAAAAGAAGAGCAGAGGAUGAACCUGUCAAUGAUAUGCCUUGGGAAUUCUGGAGUCAGUUAUUGCUUAUGAUUGAUGCUUGGUUGCUUGAAAAGAAGAUAUCAACUGAUGAUGCCGGGCUCUUGAGAGAAAUGGUAUGGAAGAGAGAUGGACAUAUUUGCAAUGCAUACAUGUCAUGCAAGGAAAAGAAACAACAUGAAAUAAUCUCUACGUUUCUACGGCUAAUUUCAUCCCCUAAAAGUUCAGAGUUGCAUGUCAUUCACAUUGCAGCUGAGAUAGCACCUGUUGCAAAGGUUGGUGGUCUUGGUGAUGUGGUGACUGGGCUCGGUAAAGCUUUACAAAGGAGAGGGCAUCUUGUGGAGAUUAUUCUUCCUAAAUAUGAUUGCAUGCAGUAUGAGCUUAUUCGUGAUUUAAGAGCUUUAGAUGCAGUGGUUGAGUCAUACUUUGAUGGUCGGCUACACAAAAACAAGAUCUGGACUGGCACCGUUGAAGGUCUUCCUGUCUAUUUUAUUGAGCCUCAUCAUCCAGGAAAUUUCUUCUGGAGAGGACAAUUUUAUGGUGAACAUGAUGAUUUUAAGCGGUUCUCAUUCUUCAGUAGGGCAGCACUUGAGUUACUUAUUCAAGCUGGCAAGAAACCAGAUAUAAUCCAUUGCCAUGAUUGGCAGACAGCUUUUGUGGCUCCGCUAUAUUGGGAUAUUUAUGCACCAAAAGGUUUGAAUUCAGCUCGGCUAUGUUUUACAUGCCACAAUUUUGAGUAUCAAGGGACUGCGCCAGCUUCAGAACUAGCAUCAUGUGGUCUUGAUGUUCACCAUUUAAAUAGACCAGAUAGAAUACAAGACAAUUCCGCACAUGACAGGGUCAAUCCCAUUAAGGGAGGAAUUGUGUUCUCUAACAUUGUAACAACUGUUUCACCGACCUAUGCCCAAGAGGUGCGGACUGCUGAGGGAGGACGAGGCCUUCAUGCUACACUGAACUCUCAUGCUAAAAAAUUUGUGGGAAUUCUCAAUGGAAUAGAUACUGAUGCAUGGAAUCCUGCUCGUGACACUUUUCUCAAAGUACAGUACAGUGCCUUUGAUACUCAAGGGAAAACUGAAAAUAAAGAAGCUUUAAGAAGAAAGCUAGGUCUUUCUUCUGCCAAUAUUGGACAGCCUUUGGUUGGAUGCAUCACAAGGUUGGUUCCUCAAAAAGGUGUGCAUCUUAUUAGGCAUGCACUGUAUCGAACGCUGGAACUAGGAGGCCAAUUUAUCCUUCUUGGAUCAAGCCCUGUGUCACAUAUUCAGAGGGAAUUUGAAGACAUAGCCAACCAGUUUCAGAGUCAUGAAAAUGCAAGAUUGUUAUUGAAGUAUGAUGAGUCUCUAGCUCGUUUUAUAUAUGCUGCGUCUGACAUGGUUGUCAUUCCCUCCAUCUUUGAACCUUGUGGCCUUACACAGAUGAUUGCAAUGAGAUAUGGAUCCAUCCCAAUUGUGAGGAAAACUGGAGGUCUAAAUGACAGUGUUUUUGAUGUUGAUGAUGACACAAUACCUGAAGAGUUCAGAAAUGGAUUCACAUUUUUGACGGCUGAUGAGCAGGCAUUUAACAAUGCCUUGGAACGUGCCUUUUUCCACUAUAAGAACAAUAGUGAAUUUUGGCGAAAACUUGUUCAAAAGGUUAUGAGGAUUGACUUUAGCUGGGACUCGUCAGCUUCUCUAUACGAGGAGCUUUAUGAAAAGUCUGUGGCAAGAGCUAGGGCUGCAAAUCGUGCCUAAUACUGGCAUGAACCCUUUUCUUUUCAUCUGCUGCAACUGAUGUCCAGACUAGCUGUGCGCUGGUAAUUUUUUGCUUGACCAGCAUGCGUAAUACUCAGAAGGCAUACCUGACAUGCCUACAAUGGGAGCUGAUAGAAGUACAUUGGCAUCCUGCCUCUGGAUCACAUCAGCAGUAUGAGUGGGACCAGAUCGAAUCUAAAAUUUUUUUGUUGACACAAUCUUUACUCUGUAGAUGAAUUACAUCAUGUUAGUAUAUACUUGGAUUACUUUUUUAGUUUGUAAAACCUAUAUAAUGCUAGGUUUAAAGUUUGAGAAUGUACAGAUAACUGAUUUACAGAGGCACAUCAAGUGAAAUCCGAAGAUCAAAUACUUGUAAAGAGCUUUUAUCUACUUCCACAAUUGAAGGGUUUCUUGUGCA
Coffea arabica (coffee) is the source of this 3806-nucleotide messenger RNA. RefSeq names its product probable starch synthase 4, chloroplastic/amyloplastic. The record is from RefSeq and is a predicted model, not a curated record. NCBI's taxonomy places the organism in Eukaryota, Viridiplantae, Streptophyta, Magnoliopsida, Gentianales, Rubiaceae. Gene Ontology annotation, molecular function: alpha-1,4-glucan glucosyltransferase (UDP-glucose donor) activity.